GCCAAUGUUUAUCUUCGGAUAAUGGAUAACGUAACCAACCUGUGAAUCAACUUCAAGCCAAAGCACUCGAGAGGCGAGGCGUUAAGGAUAUAGCAAUGAGCCUAUAUCGAUGUGUUACAAACCAUCGGAACGGACUAUUUACUAUAUGCGCUCGCUCGGUUUGGGCCACACCAUGGUCACUCGCUCGGGGGUAUUCUACUGAGCGCAGUAAACACGAUCCUAGGCUCAAGGAUCUCGGAAAGGAAAUAUAUAAUGAAUAUGCCGCCAUUAAAGAGCAUUAUGCUACUCCAAAGCACCCAGUUGUUCUAGCACACGGAUUAUUGGGAUUUGCGGAACUUCAGGUCGUUGGGGGUUGGCUCCCGGCCAUCCAGUAUUGGAGGGGUAUCACCGAUGCCUUGAAGGCUAACGGUGUCCAAGUCAUCACGGUAGCGGUACCGCCGUCCGGCAGUAUCCAGCAGAGAGCUGAGAAGCUCGCUGGUGGGAUUGCCCAAGUUGCGAAGGAUAAGAGCGUAAACAUUAUCGCACAUUCAAUGGGAGGCCUAGAUGCUAGAUACAUGAUAUCCCAUCUCCAACCUAAGAAUGUCGAUGUGCGCUCCUUAGUCACCGUCGCAUCCCCGCAUCGAGGGAGCGCCUUUGCGGACUAUUUACUCAAAGAAAUUGGUCCGGACCAUAUUCAAAGCGUAUACAAAUUCGUCGAAGGUAUAGGGGUCGAUACUGGGGCCUUCGAGCAACUCACUCUCAAGUAUAUGACGAAGGAAUUCAACCCAGAAACUCCGGAUGACCCAAAUGUUCGCUAUUUCUCGUAUGGGGCAAGGAUGGAUCCGCCAUCUCUCUUUUCUCCUUUUCGACAUUCACACAAGAUAAUUACCGAUAUGGAGGGCCCUAACGACGGCCUUGUCAGUGUUACGAGCUCUAGAUGGGGCUCAUACAAGGGGACUCUAGUUGGUGUAAGCCACCUAGAUUUGAUCAAUUGGACGAACCGCUUAAAAUGGACGUUGCAGAGGUGGAUGGGCCAAGGACCAUCGUUCAAUGCUAUCGCAUUCUACCUUGACAUUGUUGACAUGCUCGCAAAAGAGGAUUUAUGAUUUAAACUGCAGGGAAUACCUAGGUACGUACUUCCUGCCUAUGCAAUUAUAAGUCUCGCUAGCUUGGGAUUAGAGUUAUGGUUGUCACGACUGACAUAUUCUACCGUCAAUCCACAAACUCUCACAUGCCGAUCAUCACUUAAAUUCAAACUCCUUCGUCUUCAAGUUAAUACUCGACAUCGCUAUAUUCACGGCAAUAGACGAUUAUUUUUCUUAUUGAUUUCACGAGGGAGUUAUCUACUAAAUCAAUACAACGAUCAUGGCUCAGCCAACUUACUUGAGGUAUAAGCAGAGCCUUAUCACGAUCAAUGCCGACAUCACUGUAGAUGAACAGACACCCCAAGAA
Molecule: messenger RNA, 1431 nt
Organism: Annulohypoxylon truncatum
Lineage: Eukaryota; Fungi; Ascomycota; Sordariomycetes; Xylariales; Hypoxylaceae
Product: alpha/beta-hydrolase
Exons: 3
Coding region: 96-1085 (329 amino acids)
Molecular function (GO): triacylglycerol lipase activity
Source: RefSeq, a predicted model, not a curated record